Musa acuminata AAA Group (dessert banana) is the source of this 576-nucleotide messenger RNA. Its product is annotated as large ribosomal subunit protein P3-like. Gene Ontology annotation, cellular component: ribosome. Gene Ontology annotation, molecular function: structural constituent of ribosome. Lineage: Eukaryota; Viridiplantae; Streptophyta; Magnoliopsida; Zingiberales; Musaceae. The record is from RefSeq and is a predicted model, not a curated record. The transcript has 2 exons. The coding region runs from base 69 to 437 and encodes 122 amino acids.
GCGACGUGGUUAGGGUUAGGGUUUUGGGUGGCGGCGCGCGAGGGAGAAACAGCAGCUGCAGGAGAGGAAUGGGCGUGUUCACUUUCGUGUGCCGUAGCUCCGGUGGGGAGUGGAGCGCGAAGCAGCUCUCCGGUGACCUCGAGGGCUCGGCCGCUUCGACCUUCGCCCUCCAGCGGCAGCUCGUGCAAGCCGCGCUGGCCGUCGACUCGUCCGGUGGGGUUCAAUCCUCCUUCUCCAUGGUCUCCCCUACAUCCGCUGUGUUCCAGGUAAUAAUUGGCGGAGGUGGUGGCGGUGGGGCGUUCAUCGGAGGUGGUGCCCCCUCAGUUGGUGCUGCAGCUGGUGGCGGUGCUGCUGCUCCCGAGGCACCUCCCGCUGAGGAGAAGAAAGAAGAGAAAGAGGAGAGCGACGACGAUAUGGGUUUCUCCCUCUUUGAUUAGUUUGGCCGCUUAAGGAGCGUAUCAUGAGCUUGUGGAUGGUCGCUAUGAACAAAGCUAAUGAGCAUAGGGUGAUCCCAAAUCUCAUUAACUGUUAAGCAUAUCUCUAUAUAUUCAAGGUUUGCACGGCCAGGUUGAUGUG